AAGCUAUUAAUUAUUUUGCCACACUUUAGAUUAUCAUAUCAUCAUAGAGAGAGAGAGAGAGAGAGAGAGGUUAAUUAUGGCAAGUUGUUGUAACAUGGCAUCAGCAGCUACAGGGUUUGUGUUGUCACAUAAUGUUUCAAGCAACACAAACUCAUUAGCAUCAUCAAGAAUCACUAUGGUGAUGUACCCUACAACUACAACAAAGAACCCAAAUUCUUCUAGGCUUGUUGUCAGGGCAGCUGAGGAAGCUGCAGCAACCCCAACUGUUGAAGGUGAAGCAGCUCCUAAACCCAAGCCACCACCAAUUGGCCCCAAAAGAGGUGCUAAGGUAAAGGUUCUUAGGAAGGAAUCCUACUGGUUCAAUGGUAUUGGUUCAGUUGUUGCUGUUGAUCAGGAUCCUAAGACUCGUUACCCAGUUGUGGUUAGAUUCAACAAAGUUAACUAUGCAAAUGUAUCAACAAACAACUAUGCUUUGGAUGAGAUCGAGGAAGUCAAAUGAGUCAAUCUAUUUUAGUUGUAAUUUCAAGUUACUAGUUUAAGGGUUAAUUUCACGUCACAAAGAAGAUGUGUAUAUCAUAUUUUGUGUUAAUUUGUGCAGAUACUCAUAAUCAAACAUGUAUAAACUUAAACUUCCCCUGUUUAUAAUUUAAAUGAAUAAUUACGCACACA
Molecule: messenger RNA, 669 nt
Organism: Cicer arietinum (chickpea)
Lineage: Eukaryota; Viridiplantae; Streptophyta; Magnoliopsida; Fabales; Fabaceae
Product: photosystem I reaction center subunit IV, chloroplastic-like
Biological process (GO): photosynthesis
Cellular component (GO): photosystem I; photosystem I reaction center
Source: RefSeq, a predicted model, not a curated record